Schistosoma turkestanicum is the source of this 2507-nucleotide messenger RNA. The record is from the annotation of a GenBank genome assembly. NCBI's taxonomy places the organism in Eukaryota, Metazoa, Platyhelminthes, Trematoda, Strigeidida, Schistosomatidae.
AUGGGUUUACUUUCCAGAUGUCGAAAGAGCAGAAUGGCUAAACAAAGUAAUAAAGUCAAAAAGCGAAACACUUUUAGGGACAUUAUCGUUUCAUCUAUCGAGCCUGUCGUAGCACAGAAUCUACCAACUGCACUGACACCUUUUAGUUUCUCUACUAUUGACUUAGGUGACACGCCUCCUAGAGUCGGUGGUGUGAAGGUCUAUAUGAAUGAAAACAUCAGAAGAGAUGAAAUCGUUAUGGACCUGGACCUUAUUGACGCAAGAAUCAAAGUAAACUUAGGAAAAGUAAAAGCAGGUGUGAAGGAGUUUGAGCUACGCGGUACACUACGAGUUGUUAUGAAACCUUUAGUUCCAAAAGUCCCGUUUGCUGGUGCGGUUACCGUAUGCUUUCUGGAUAGUCCGUAUAUCAAUUUCUCUUUAACAGAUAUGGGAAAUAUCCUGGGACUUCCUGGUUUGCAACAGACAUUGAAUACAGUUAUUCGUAAUGUUGUCAACCAGUUGGUCGUUCUUCCGAAUCGGUUGCCUGUUCAACUAGUUCCUGACGUUGACAUACAGCGUUUGAAAUACCCAUUACCUGAAGGUGUCCUUCAUAUCAAUAUCAUAUCUGGUCGAAAUCUUAAAGCAGGUGAUAAAAAUAUGGUUGGACACAAUACAUCUGAUCCAUAUUGUGUUAUACGAGUUGGUGCUAGAACGUUUACUACUUCGGUUGUCAAAGAAACACUAGAACCAGUUUGGAAUCAACAUUUUGAAUCUAUCGUUGAUAUUUGUCAUGGUCAGUCAGUAACAUUUGAAGUGUAUGAUAAAGAUCAAGGGAAUAAGGAUGAUUAUUUGGGUUGUACUUCGAUACCAGUUGAAUCAGUUCUCAGUGAAGGUGAAAUAGACACGUGGUCCUCGUUAGAAGGUGUAAAAACUGGUUCGUUACAUUUGCAGUUAACAUGGUUUCGAUUGUCAAAUCAUGAAGUGGAUUUUGUACAGUCAAUGGAACAGGCUUUACAUUAUCGUAAAGCAUCUGGACGAAGUAUGAGUUCAGGAUUCUUAUACGUUGUUAUUGAACAAGCGAAUAAUUUACCAUCGGUAAAACAACUACAAGAACCUUCACCAUUUUGUAAUAUCCAUCUAGGGCGUGAUUAUCAAACAAAUGAAGUUAAGGAAAAAACACAAAAUCCCGUUUGGAAUUCUGUGCAUCAUUUUCUUGUUAGUGAUCCAAAUGUUGAUAUACUUCAGCUUAUUGUACGUGACAGUCGAACGGAGACGAAAUUGGGAUCCUGUAACAUCCCUCUACAAACUUUAUUAACACAGAAGAAUAUGUCUGUCACGCGACCGUUCACCUUGCAAGAUACAGGUCGGGAAACAUCGACCGUCUACAUGCAUUUGCAAUUGUUGGCUUUACUCCCUGGUCGGCGUCAAAAUGCAGGUGGUCAAAAUAAUUCCAGCAUAAAGUCCAGUUCAUCGUUGAAUCAGAAAUUAACUGAUAAUUCUAUCCCAACUAAAAAACCUGCUGAAUCGUCUAUAGAAAAUCCAGAAAUGGUUGUAAGAAAUCGUUUUUCUGAAGAUAAUGAUACAAUUUCUUCUACAGAAUCUUUAUCAACAACAACAAGCUUCAAUGAUCAAUCGAUUCAACCAAUUAAACAAAUUAUUCAUAAUAAUAUACAACAAAUAAGCAAUUCAUCUUUGGGUCGUAUUCGCUUGACUAUUCAAUUUCAUCCUGCAUCGAAUUAUCUAGAAGUGACAGUACAUGAAUGUCAACAUUUAAGCGGUGUUGAUAAAGAUGGCCUAUCUGAUCCAUAUGUAAAACUUUAUCUUAUGGAUUUACACGAUAAUUUGGUCAGUGAUUCAAAAAAGACUAAAACUGUUAAAGAUAAUUUGGAUCCGAAAUAUGAAGAGAAUUUUCAGUUUCCGAUUGAGGUUGACCACCUUCCAUUGACUGUUUUAAAACUCGAUGUCAAAAAUCAUGUGGGACGUUUUACACGCAGUGGAAAGACCCACUUUAUCGGGACUUUAUCGAUAAAUCUUAUUGAUUCCGCAGAUGGUAAAGCUGAAACUAAAUGGUAUGACUUGGCGUCACCCAUUUUUCGUCCGUAACUUCGCGUAGUUUGGUUCGAAACACACAUCUUUUGUCUGUCUGUUGUUUGAUCUUUAUUUAUUGUACAAGCUAAAUUCAUGCGCCGUUUUUUAAUACUCAUUAGUUACAUUUGUAAACUUUUGCCCUUAUUUCCUUGCAACUAGUGUGAUUCAUUUUAAUUUUUGCUUAUCUGUGUAUUUACCUUUACUAAUAAUCAUGUAUGCUUAUAUUUUCCUAAGUAUAUAAUCGCUAAAGAACUUACUCUGCAGCCUUUGAAAUGUGUUAAACUUUGUUCUGUGAUUAACGACUUGAUGUUUACUUAUGCUUAUUUACUUCAUGGUGACAUGUGUGUCACACUUCAAGCUUCCUUCAGAUUCUUCACUUUUUGAGCUACAUUAUUUCCUCCUAUUCACAAUGAUAUAACCGUCAUCAUUACCUACCUUGA